Messenger RNA from Radiomyces spectabilis, 728 nucleotides. RefSeq lists its product as uncharacterized. NCBI's taxonomy places the organism in Eukaryota, Fungi, Mucoromycota, Mucoromycetes, Mucorales, Radiomycetaceae. The transcript has 5 exons. Bases 48 to 644 code for a protein of 198 amino acids. The record is from RefSeq and is a predicted model, not a curated record.
GUUUUAUCAUAUAAGCGUUCUUUUAUUUUCUAAUUACCCAAAACACCAUGAAAUUUACCACUCUGAUUACUAUUGUUGUGGCCGCUUGCUAUCCUACGCUCGGUGCUGUAGCUGCUCCUGUGACAGCCGAUCAGCCUGAUAAUACCACCCUCAAAGUCAGCAGCCCUUCCGCAAACAGCACACUGCAGCCUGGGCGCAAUCACGUCAUUGCUUGGUCCCAGCUUCAGGACAACUCGCCUAUUGCAAUUUCGCUUGUUUUUGGCGAUCGUCCUCAAGACACAAAAGCAGAGAUCGUUGAUGGACUCAAAGGAUCUUUGGGCGCCUAUUUCUGGACAGUGCCCGACAAUUUGAAAGACUCUUCUUCAGCAACAUGGAAAAUUGCGAUCCGUUACCAUGACACCCAGAUAUCUUAUUCCGGGGCGUUUUUCAUUUCCAAUACUUCUCAUGGUUCUCCCUCGGUGAACGAUAAUCCCACACCAUCAGCCGCGAAUCAGUUGGCCGGUACCACCGCCACAGCCAGCAUUGAUAUUGUUUCCCCCGAUGGUAAAACCAUGAAUGACCAAAAUCUCGCUCUCUCAAAUCAUCACGUUCCUCUCCGCCUUGUGUUUGGUACUUUGCUUUUGUCCAUGAUGGCGCUAUUAUAAAUGGCAUGGUUGCUAUCGUUUGAUACCCAUUUUCAUUUUGCUUGUCUAUUUUGAUCCAUCAUCCAUUCCCCGAAUGUUUUUUUU